Molecule: messenger RNA, 570 nt
Organism: Pichia kudriavzevii
Lineage: Eukaryota; Fungi; Ascomycota; Pichiomycetes; Pichiales; Pichiaceae
Exons: 1
Coding region: 1-570 (189 amino acids)
Source: RefSeq, a predicted model, not a curated record
AUGCUGUCGUUCUUAUCCAUUCCUCGUGCCACAUUGCUCAGAAAUACCUGCCAAGUCAGAUCGAUCUUUGCGUCUGCAGUUACCUUAAAGGAGGCUGUCAAAACAAAAACCUCAGCUGAGACAAUCAAAAAGGCAGCACGGAAACCUACGAAAAAGGCAGAGAAGACAUUGACCAAAACCGAACUGAAGAAAAGUGAAAAGCCAAAAAGACCAGCAAAUGCCUAUGCCCUUUAUCUAAAAGAAAAGUUCCCAACUUUGAAGAAUGAUAGUAAUAAAUCAAUUGAUGUUACCAAACAAAUUGCAGAGAGAUGGAGGGUUGAAUCUGAUACCAUCAAAGAAUCUUACAAACAGAAGGCUGCUCCUGCAUUUGUCGAAUACCACCAACUGAUUGCUAAAUGGGAAGAAAAAUAUAAACCAACUCUCAAUGGUUACCAGAAGUUCCUUAAGGUAAAUCUAUCCGGCAAGGCAACCGGUAAGGAAGAUGCUGCUAAACUAUUGAAGGAGUAUGCGUCACAAUGGAAGGCUCUGUCUGAUUUGGAAAAAGAAGCAUGGAAAAAUAGAGAACUUUAA